AUCUUCUUCUCCCUAUCUCACCCCUUCUCACGCCGUCAUGCGGCUCAGUUAGACUGAGGCUGCACAGGAAAAGGUAGACCCAGGGCACACACGAUCGGGCUUUAAGGUUGAGAACCAGCACAGCUCCCCAGUUUCUCUUCUUCCUGCUGGUAGCCUCCGCACCCGAACAACAGAGAGAGAGAGAGAGAGAGAGAGAGAGAGAGAGAGAGCCCGAGAGGAUGAAGAUAGAGGAGGUUCAGUCUACCACGAAGAAGCAGAGAAUAGCUACUCACACCCACAUUAAAGGCCUUGGUCUUGAGGUCAAUGGAAGAGCAAUACAUUUGGCUGCUGGCUUUGUGGGUCAGGUGGGUGCAAGAGAAGCAGCUGGUCUUAUAGUUGAUAUGAUACGUUAUAAAAAAAUGGCUGGCCGUGCACUUUUACUGGCUGGACCGCCUGGUACUGGAAAGACAGCCCUCGCCCUGGGAAUAUCCCAGGAGCUUGGAAGCAAGGUUCCAUUCUGCCCAAUGGUUGGAUCAGAAGUGUACUCUUCAGAAGUCAAGAAAACUGAGGUUUUGAUGGAAAAUUUCCGACGGGCGAUUGGGCUGCGUAUAAAGGAAAAUAAGGAGGUCUAUGAAGGAGAGGUGACUGAACUUUCACCAGAAGAAACUGAGAGUGUGACGGGUGGCUAUGGUAAAAGCAUUAGCCAUGUAAUUAUUGGAUUGAAAACUGUUAAAGGAACCAAGCAGCUGAAGUUAGACCCGACCAUUUAUGAUGCAUUAAUUAAGGAAAAGGUAGCUGUUGGUGAUGUCAUAUACAUUGAAGCGAAUAGUGGAGCAGUAAAAAGGGUGGGGAGAAGUGAUGCUUUUGCUACAGAGUUUGACCUUGAGGCAGAAGAGUAUGUUCCACUUCCUAAAGGGGAGGUUCACAAAAAAAAAGAGAUAGUUCAGGAUGUGACACUACAUGAUCUGGAUGCUGCAAAUGCACGGCCUCAAGGUGGGCAAGACAUAUUAUCUCUUAUGGGUCAGAUGAUGAAGCCAAGGAAAACAGAAAUUACUGAUAAGUUACGACAAGAAAUAAAUAAGGUUGUUAAUCGUUAUAUUGAUGAAGGUGUCGCAGAGCUUGUUCCUGGUGUCUUAUUUAUUGAUGAGGUGCACAUGCUGGAUAUUGAGUGUUUUUCGUACUUGAAUCGUGCUUUAGAGAGCUCACUGUCUCCUAUAGUAAUUUUUGCUACAAAUAGAGGAAUAUGUAAUGUAAGAGGGACCGAUAUGAGUAGUCCGCAUGGCAUACCAGUUGACCUUCUGGAUCGUGUUGUGAUUAUACGGACAGAAACUUAUGGUCCAGCCGAAAUGAUACAGAUUUUAGCAAUCCGUGCACAGGUGGAGGAGCUGGUUGUAGAUGAAGAAAGUUUAGCUUACCUUGGAGAGAUUGGACAACGUGCAUCAUUAAGGCAUGCAGUUCAGCUAUUAUCACCUGCGAGCAUUGUGGCCAAAAUGAAUGGUAGAGAGAACAUUUGCAAGGCGGAUCUUGAAGAAGUGGGUGCUCUUUACCUGGAUGCAAAGUCGUCGGCAAGGCUUCUUCAAGAGCAGCAGGAAAGAUACAUCUCAUGACGGUUCUGCUUUACCCUCGUAAUGUUCCCGAAAGAAACCCUAGUCCGAAUUUUGUUUGCUAGCUGAUUCAGCAUUGUUGGCUUGAUUGGAGGGAGAGGAUUUUGUUGAAUUAGGCACCGCCUCGGGUGAACUAAUGCUGGAGGAUUUAGCUGGGAAGGAGGUGCAUUGUUUCCAUUGUAUAUUUAAUCCUAAUGGAUUUUUCACAUAUAUCUGGUAUUUAAGAUGUUA
Messenger RNA from Malania oleifera, 1814 nucleotides. RefSeq names its product ruvB-like protein 1. The transcript has 12 exons. NCBI's taxonomy places the organism in Eukaryota, Viridiplantae, Streptophyta, Magnoliopsida, Santalales, Ximeniaceae. The coding region runs from base 219 to 1586 and encodes 455 amino acids. Gene Ontology annotation, biological process: regulation of transcription by RNA polymerase II; chromatin remodeling; box C/D snoRNP assembly. Gene Ontology annotation, molecular function: ATP hydrolysis activity; DNA helicase activity; ATP binding. Gene Ontology annotation, cellular component: R2TP complex; Ino80 complex; NuA4 histone acetyltransferase complex. The record is from RefSeq and is a predicted model, not a curated record.